Messenger RNA from Castor canadensis (American beaver), 1297 nucleotides. Its product is annotated as serum paraoxonase/arylesterase 2. NCBI's taxonomy places the organism in Eukaryota, Metazoa, Chordata, Mammalia, Rodentia, Castoridae. The record is from RefSeq and is a predicted model, not a curated record. Gene Ontology annotation, molecular function: arylesterase activity. Gene Ontology annotation, cellular component: extracellular region. Gene Ontology annotation, biological process: response to toxic substance.
CCGGGACCGCUGGCACCGCCCCACCUCCGUGCUGCCGGAUCAGAGCCGAGUGGCGCUGCGGGGGCUCCCGCGCCAUGGGGCGGCUGGUGUCCGUGAGCGUGCUGGGCAUCGCGCUGGCGCUGCUGGGCGAGCGGUUCCUGGCGCUCAGAAAUCGACUUAAAGCCUCCAGAGAAGUAGAAUCCAUAGACCUUCCAAACUGCCACCUGAUUAAAGGGAUUGAAGCUGGCGCUGAAGAUAUCGACAUUCUUCCCAGUGGCCUGGCUUUCUUUAGUGUGGGUCUGAAAUUUCCAGGACUCCACAGCUUUGCCCCAGAUAAGCCUGGAGGAAUUUUAAUGAUGGAUCUAGAAGAAGAAAAACCGAGGGCGCUGGAACUAAGAAUCAGCCGAGGGUUUGAUUUGGCUUCAUUUAAUCCUCACGGCAUCAGCACUUUCAUAGACAAGGAUAACACAGUUUAUCUCUUUGUUGUAAAUCAUCCUGAAUUCAAGAAUACAGUGGAAAUUUUUAAAUUUGAAGAAGAAGAAAAUUCUCUGUUGCACCUGAAAACAAUCAAACAUGAGCUUCUUCCAAGCGUGAAUGACAUUGUCGCUGUUGGACCUGCACACUUCUAUGCCACCAACGACCACUACUUUUCUGACCCUUUCUUAAAGUAUUUGGAGACCUACUUGAACUUACACUGGGCGAAUGUUAUUUACUACAGUCCAAAUGAGGUUAAAGUGGCAGCAGAAGGAUUCGAUUCAGCAAAUGGGAUCAAUAUUUCACCUGAUAAAAAGUACAUCUAUGUUGCUGACACGUUGGCUCAUGAAGUUCGCGUUUUAGAAAAACAGCCUAACAUGAACUUAACUCAAUUAAAGGUACUGCAGUUGGAUACACUGGUGGAUAAUUUAUCUGUUGAUCCUUCCUCGGGGGACAUCUGGGUAGGCUGUCACCCUAACGGACAGAAGCUCUUCGUGUAUGACCCCAACAAUCCUCCUGCCUCAGAGAUUCUUCGCAUCCAGAACAUUCUCUCUGAGAAGCCUACGGUGACCACAGUCUAUGCCAACAAUGGAUCCAUCCUCCAGGGAAGCUCGGUGGCAGCCUUGUAUGACCGGAUGCUGCUCGUAGGCACUCUGUACCACAGAGCCUUGUACUGUGAACUCUAAACCGUGUUUUCAGUAUGCAAGUGUGAUAACUUCUUAACCAUUAAUUGUCCAUGAAUGGCUCAUUCUGAGGGAAUUUAACUAGCAAUACUGACCCAGAAAUGGAUGGCAUAUAUAGUUAAUUAAGUAAAGAAAGGCCCCAUCAGUUCUUAUAGCACUUU